This is a messenger RNA of Ziziphus jujuba (common jujube), 2194 nucleotides long. Its product is annotated as laccase-12. The transcript has 6 exons. Gene Ontology annotation, cellular component: apoplast. Gene Ontology annotation, biological process: lignin catabolic process. The record is from RefSeq and is a predicted model, not a curated record. Gene Ontology annotation, molecular function: hydroquinone:oxygen oxidoreductase activity; copper ion binding. NCBI's taxonomy places the organism in Eukaryota, Viridiplantae, Streptophyta, Magnoliopsida, Rosales, Rhamnaceae. Bases 104 to 1825 code for a protein of 573 amino acids.
UCCUCUCAAUUUCUCACCCCCACAUAUUUACAUCACACUUCACCAUCAAAAAACAACAACUCGCACACAAAGAGUUUGUAAGGAAAAAAAAAAUCAAAGAAAAAUGAAGUCCCUCAACAAUGUCCUUGUCUUUGCCUUUUGGCUUCUCUUUGUUUCAUCAGCAUUCUACUUGGCUGCAGAUGCCAAAAUUCACCACCAUGAAUUUGUUAUUCAAGCAACACCAGUGAAGAGGCUGUGCAAGACACACAACGCCAUUACGGUGAAUGGGCAAUACCCUGGACCAACCUUGGAAAUCAAUAAUGGUGACACACUCGUCGUCAAAGUUACAAACAAAGCUCGAUACAAUGUUACCAUCCACUGGCAUGGUAUUCGUCAAUUUAGGACAGGGUGGGCAGAUGGGCCCGAGUUUGUGACUCAGUGCCCAAUUCGUCCUGGUGGGAGCUACACGUACCGAUUCACAGUGCAAGGACAGGAGGGGACACUUUGGUGGCAUGCCCAUAGCUCAUGGCUCAGAGCCACUGUUUAUGGAGCUCUCAUUAUUCGUCCUAAGGAAGGAGACUCUUAUCCUUUCACUAAACCAAAGCGUGAAACACCAAUUCUUCUGGGUGAAUGGUGGGAUGCAAACCCCAUUGCUGUGGUGAGGCAAGCAACUAGAACAGGUGCUGCUCCGAAUGUUUCUGAUGCUUAUACCAUCAACGGUCAACCUGGUGACCUCUACAACUGCUCCAGCAAAGACACUAUAAUAGUCCCCAUAGAUUCUGGAGAAACCAACCUUCUGAGAGUCAUCAAUGCAGCAUUGAACCAACCACUUUUCUUCAAAGUUGCCAACCACAAGCUCACAGUCGUUGGUGCUGAUGCCUCAUACACCAAACCCUUCACCACUUCCGUCCUCAUGCUGGGUCCCGGCCAAACCACCGACGUUUUAAUCAACGGAGAUCAACCACCGAGCCGCUACUACAUGGCGGCGCGUGCCUACCAAAGUGCGCAGAACGCACCAUUCGACAACACCACAACCACUGCCAUUCUCGAAUACAAAUCAGCACCAUGUCCAUCCAAAAAAGGCUUAACUAUCAAACCAAUCAUGCCGACACUCCCUGCUUUCAACGACACGGCGACCGUCACCGCAUUCAGCAGGAGCUUCAAAAGCCUAAACAAGGUCUUGGUCCCCACCGAAAUCGACGAGAGCCUCUUCUUCACCGUCGGUUUGGGGCUCAACAAUUGCCCCAAGAACUUCGGGUCCGCAAGAUGUCAAGGUCCCAAUGGUACAAGAUUCACAGCAAGCAUGAACAAUGUCUCAUUCCAGUUCCCAAAACAAAUUUCCAUAUUGCAAGCUUAUCAGCAAGGAAUCCCGGGUGUUGUCACCCCUGAUUUUCCGGCAAAUCCUCCUCUGAAAUUCGAUUACACCGGCAACGUAAGCCGGUCGCUGUUUCAACCUGUUGCCGCAACAAAAGGGUACAAAUUGAAGUAUAAUUCGAGAGUUCAAGUGGUUUUGCAGGAUACAAGUAUCGUCACCCCUGAGAACCAUCCCAUUCAUCUACAUGGAUAUGAUUUCUACAUUGUCGCAGAGGGUUUCGGAAACUUCGAUCCCAAGAAAGAUACUUCCAAAUUCAACCUUGUUGAUCCUCCUCUGAGGAACACUGUUGCAGUGCCUGUGAAUGGUUGGGCUGUCAUUAGAUUUGUAGCUGAUAAUCCAGGUGUUUGGUUAAUGCAUUGUCACUUGGACGUUCACAUAACCUGGGGAUUGGCUAUGGUGUUCUUGGUAGACAAUGGGUUUGGUGAAUUGCAGAGCAUUGAACCUCCUCCGGCGGAUCUGCCACUGUGUUAGAAAAAGGUUGUGAUGAUCCAUAGGAAAGUUGUAGCUAGCCAGCUACUACCCCAUUAUUAGAAAAGUUCAUAAUCUCAAUAAAUUGGGAUUCUAAUUUUUCUCUUUUAGUGUACGAGGUUUUUUGUUGUUGUUUUCCCUGCAUUUGGGGAUGAUCUAGUUCUUGCUCUGUUUUUUGGUAUUCUAUUUUUGUUAGAUAAAGCGGGUUUGGAAAAACAAAAUAUAGAUGGUGCUGUGGUAACAACAAAUGAGUAGUAUCAUACUACCAUCUGAUUUAGUUUCUGUAACCCCCAGUUGUUAUUUGAUUUGUGAGAUGUAUUCUUUUUCUAUAGCAAAAGUUUAAUUCAGAUUUGAAGUUUUUAUUGUUUUUUA